Marasmius oreades (fairy-ring Marasmius) is the source of this 2529-nucleotide messenger RNA. RefSeq names its product pre-mRNA-splicing factor cwc22 (gene CWC22). Gene Ontology annotation, cellular component: catalytic step 2 spliceosome. The record is from RefSeq and is a predicted model, not a curated record. The coding region runs from base 1 to 2529 and encodes 842 amino acids. NCBI's taxonomy places the organism in Eukaryota, Fungi, Basidiomycota, Agaricomycetes, Agaricales, Marasmiaceae. Gene Ontology annotation, molecular function: protein binding; RNA binding. The transcript has 7 exons. Gene Ontology annotation, biological process: mRNA splicing, via spliceosome.
AUGGAGUCACCAAAAGCUGAAGGAAGCUCUGUGCAUAAAAGGAAGAGGUCUCUAAGUCCGACAGACGACAUACCACCAUCCAGUCGACGCAGGUCCAGGUCUCCUGUACUUCCCCGGGGAGUACGAGUCGAUGAUAUAGAUCCUGUCCGAAGGGCAGAGCGAGAACGUCAGCUCGCUGCUCGGGUCGCCGCAAUGGAAUUGGACAAGAUAGAGAAGCCUAAAGAAGAGAAGGAAAAGGCGAAGGAGAAGGAAAAGGAAUUCAAUGCGAAGGCAGAGUUUCAGAAACUUGUGGGAUCUCGUUCUGGUGGUGUAUACAUGCCUCCAGCCCGACUUCGUGCACUCCAAGCCGCAGCAGCGAAUGAUAAAACGAGUACGGAGUACCAACGUUUAUCAUGGGAUGCCUUGAGGAAGUCCAUUACGGGUAUCGUCAACAGGGUUAACAUCACCAACAUCAAGCAAGUUGUUCCAGAACUGUUCUCAGAAAAUCUUAUUCGCGGUCGAGGCUUGUUUGCAAGGAGUAUCAUGAAAGCUCAAGCAGCAAGUUUACCUUUCACGCCCGUUUUCGCAGCGUUGGUCGCCAUCAUCAACUCCAAACUUCCUCAAGUCGGAGAACUGGUAUUGACGCGCCUCAUCAGUCAGUUUCGUCGAGCGUUCAAGCGAAACGAUAAAACGGUGUGCCUUUCCACAACGACGUUCAUCGGUCACCUUGUUAAUCAGGCGGUUGCUCACGAAAUCAUUGCUCUUCAAAUUCUCGUUCUGCUCCUUGAGCGUCCCACUGACGACUCCAUCGAAAUCGCGGUUGGGUUCAUGCGCGAAGUCGGUGCUUUCCUUGCCGAGAACUCUCCCAAGGCAAAUGCUACGGUGUACGAGCGUUUCCGCGCCGUCCUCAACGAGGGCGCUAUCAGUCAUCGAGUCCAGUAUAUGAUCGAAGUCCUUAUGCAAGUACGAAAGGAUAAGUACAAGGAUAAUCCAAUUCUACCGGAAGGACUGGAUCUAGUGGAGGAAGACGAACAAAUUACGCAUCAGAUUCAACUGGAGGAGGAACUUCAAGUUCAGGAGGGGUUGAACAUCUUCAAAUUCGACCCGAACUAUCUUGAGAACGAGGAUAAGUACAAGUCGAUCAAGAACGAGAUCUUGGGAGAAGAUUCCGAUGAAGAAUCUGGUUCGGAGGAGUCAAGUGGCGAGGACGAGGAUGAGGACGAAGUGGAAGCCAAGGAGGGUAUCGAAGACAGGACUGAGACAAAUCUCGUCAACCUCCGCCGUACGAUCUAUCUCAGUAUAAUGAACGCGUUGAACUACGAAGAAGCGGUACACAAACUUCUGAAGGUCCAAUUGUCAGAGGGUCAGGAGAUUGAGCUAGUCAACAUGAUCAUUGAGUGUUGUUCACAAGUACGAUCUUAUUCCACAUUCUACGGCCUCAUCGGGGAGCGCUUCAGCAAGUUGAAUCGGGUGUGGACGGAUUGUUUUGAGCAAGCAUUUGCCAACUACUACGGCACGGUCCAUCGUUACGAAACCAACAGACUACGAAAUAUUGCUCGAUUUUUUGGACACAUGCUCGCUUCAGAUGCCAUCUCUUGGGUGGUUUUUGAAUGCAUAAAAAUCAACGAAGAUGAUACGACCUCAAGUGGUCGUAUCUUCAUCAAGAUCAUGAUGCAAGAAAUGAUGGAGAGCAUGGGUUUGAAGACUUUAGCGGAACGUUUCAAGGACCCGGAGGUGCACAAAGCGUGUGAAGGCAUGUUCCCGACGGACGUACCCAAAAAUACGAGGUUCGCCAUCAACUACUUCACCAGUAUAGGACUCGGUAUUGUUACGGAGGAGAUGAGAGAAUACUUGAAAAACGCGCCUCGACUCAUUAUGGAGCAACGCAGAGCCAUGUUGGAAGCCGAGUCUUCGUCUUCUGAUUCCGAUUCCUCUAAUUCCGACUCUGACUCCGAUUCGUCCGAUUCAGACUCAUCGGAUUCAGAUUCUUCAUCAUUAUCCGACCACUCGCGACGACGUACUUCUCGGCACAGAAGAUCAUCAUCGCCGCCGGAUCGCCGACGACGACCGUCUUCUCGAGACUCGGUAGACCAUAAAACAUCUCCUUAUAGGGGACGAAGCAUAUCACGUACUCCCCCACCUCGUCGUCGACGGGAUGAUACCCCCCCACGGGCAAGGCAAACCAACUCAAUGGACUCCCGGGACAAGAAGAUGGAUCUCUACUCUCGAAGAGGACCAGGAGAUCGUGACCCGCCUCCACAUAGGUAUAACGGCCGUGGGAGGUCACCUUCUCGUUCAGAGUCUCCUCCACCCCGAACAAGGCAAGGUGGCCGCGACAGAGAUAUAUCCCCGGAUCGUAAUGGGCACCAUAGAGGCGGGAGGUCCAUGUCGAGUUCACGGUCAAGGUCAAGGUCAAGGUCACCACCUAGGAGGAUGAGGAACGAUUAUGUUGAUAAGAGAGACAGUAGGGAUCGUACGAGAAACGAUUCGAGGGAACAGUCAUUCAGGGACGGGCGUGAGCGAGAUGGUGGCUAUGAAAGGCGGAGGUGA